AUGCAGGACCACCAGGCAAUGCAGGACCACCAGGCAACGCAGGACCACCAGGCAAUGGAGGGACACCAGGCAAUGGAGGACCACCAGGCAAUGGAGGACCACCAGGGAAUGCAGGGCCCCCGGGGCCUCAAGGGCUUCAGGGACAUCCGGGGGCUCAAGGCCCGGCAGGUCCUCAGGGGCAGCAGGGGGACUCCGGGGCAACAAGGGCAUCCCGGUGCUCAAGGCCCGGCAGGUCCUCAGGGAGAGCCGGGACCUCCUGGCCCUGCCGGUACUUCAUGCAGCCAAAGCCAAUGUCAGGCUCCAAUCCAAGGAAAUAAUCAAACAGACAGCAAAAGUCCUUCUCCUGCGGGCGGAGGCAUUGCCCGAGGAGAUGCUGCCCAAAUUAAUGCGGAUUUACCGUCUUUUAUCAGUCAAGGGGGCAUUGCCAAUGGCUAUUCUGCACAAACAGAGAGUACAUUGCCCACUGUCGGACAGGCAGGUAUAGCAAAUGGAAAUACCGCAAACACAAAUGCAGAGCUACCUUUGGCUGAAGGAGGAAUUGGCAAAGGCGAUGCCGGAAAUACUAAUGCUAAUUUACCCGGUGUUACUGGUGGAAUGGGAGGGGUUGGCAACGGGAAUACAGCACCUACCAACGAUGCACUGCCUCCCGCGCAAUGA
This is a messenger RNA of Penicillium canescens, 657 nucleotides long. RefSeq names its product extracellular proline rich protein (gene aclF). NCBI's taxonomy places the organism in Eukaryota, Fungi, Ascomycota, Eurotiomycetes, Eurotiales, Aspergillaceae. The record is from RefSeq and is a predicted model, not a curated record. The transcript has a single exon. The coding region runs from base 1 to 657 and encodes 218 amino acids.